Styela clava is the source of this 1773-nucleotide messenger RNA. The record is from RefSeq and is a predicted model, not a curated record. NCBI's taxonomy places the organism in Eukaryota, Metazoa, Chordata, Ascidiacea, Stolidobranchia, Styelidae.
GCAUCAUAAGAUGGCACGGUAAGCCAGUUGUGCAAGUUAAUGCACAAAGUGAAUCCAUCACACAAUUUUUUAUAAGCAAUUUUACUUUCUAAUUUUAUUUGUGUUCUGCGAGGUGAGAUAAAAAGCGUAGGUGUUUCGAGACAAAAAAAGUUUGAGAAACGCUAGCUAGGAGUACCGGUAGGUACUUUUUAAUUGUUUACAUAAUUUGAACAGUCCACAGUAGAAUGGAAAAUUUGUGACAUUCAUAACACUCAAAAGAUGAUAUCAAUGAGAUAGAAAGUAUCUGUUCAUAAGAAUAACAUGAGUGCAAUACAAUUACCCACAAUAAAAAUUGUGCAAAGCAGAAGCCCAGUGAAGACUAUAGAAUAAACACAAUAGAAACUGCCUGAACAAAAGAUAUCUUAUUUAGGGAAAAAUAUUACCUAAACAAUGUCUGAGAUAGAUAAAAAGAGAGUAAGAAAACAACGCUACAACAAGUUACAGUAAACAUUGAAACUGAAACUUAUACAAAAGGGGGAAAACAAAUGCAAACAAGAACCAAAAAACAUCUUUGUGCGAGUGUGAUAUGAAGAAUAUAAACAGGAGCACCAAACCUGUAAAUCGUCAGAUUACGAAGUGUAUCAGAGAAGAUAAUUAUGGCUGAAAAGCUUGAAGUUGCUUCAGAUAAAUUAAGAAAAUUAGCCAGAAUUAACCAGCAAGCAGGAGUUCUUGGAAUAAACGAAGCUAAAUUCAGAAGGAGACAAUCUCUACCUAAUGACUCCAUCGACUACUACAUAAAAGGUUUUAACAAAAGAAACUUUGAAGAUGAUGAUAAUGAUGGCAAAGAAUAUUCAGAGAACACAAAAGAAACAUUUAUAGAUCGAGAAAGCAGUGAUGUUCAUGAUAUCUAUAAUGAGCUGACCAACCGCCUAGAGAUUACACAAAGGGCCUCUGACAUAAUGAAAUGCCUGUCACACACAGCAGAAAGCCUACAAAAGCACUCAGAAUUGAAUAAAAAACUUGAUGAAGUUAUUUUAGAAAACAGAAUGCAACAACUAUACAAAUUAGCAGAAAUCGACAUCUCAAAAAUGGAUGAGAAAUUUCAAGCGGAGUGGCACUCUCACAACCUUAUAUUAAUUGGAGAUCUGGCCAGACAAUACCAUGAUUUUACACUGAUGAAUGAAAUAAAUCAAAAUGUCGCCAUGAUUUUACUUGAAGUAGUGGGUGAUGAAGCGGAAAAGAAAAAAAUUCUCGGAUUUGCAUUCCACAAUAUUGGAAAAACAUAUCAAAUUAGCAAAAAGUACAGCGAGGCAUUUUCGGCCUAUGGUGCAGCUUUUUCGGUAUAUAGCAAAAGUAAAGACUGGAUAAAUGAAAGCAAUCGAAAGUCUUUGAUGCAGAAGCUGGAAAAGGAUAGCAGUUACAUGAAAUAUGCUCAAAGGGAGAUCGAUAUUCCAGGUAGGCUAAUUCAGAAAACCUUAAACAUUGAAAAAAGUUAAAAUCACAAAGUUAAUGAAACACAACAAAUGGUUGAUUUAAUUAUUAAUUCAGCAAUAAUAUGUCUCCAAUAAAUAGGAAAGAUUUUAAUUAAAUUUCUUAUAUACAAUUCCAUCACUACUUUUAAACACGACUACAAUACUAUAUAAUUAUUGCGAAUUUUUAAGAUCAUUGGAUCGGGGCCGAAGGAGGAAGAUUGUGCAUGAAUCGCAGUGAAGUGAAAAUUCCACGAAUGGCACUUGAUGACCCUAAACAUUUUCAUGUUAGCCUUUCUAUUGACAAUGACACUGUGGAAAAAGA